Sodiomyces alkalinus F11 is the source of this 359-nucleotide messenger RNA. RefSeq lists its product as hypothetical. Bases 82 to 324 code for a protein of 80 amino acids. The record is from RefSeq and is a predicted model, not a curated record. NCBI's taxonomy places the organism in Eukaryota, Fungi, Ascomycota, Sordariomycetes, Glomerellales, Plectosphaerellaceae. The transcript has a single exon.
UUAUUAGAGCUCCAGGUCACAUCUCGGACCGGGUAUUAAAAUGAGACCUCUUUGUCCCUUUUUUGCGUUACUCUCAGGGGAAUGAAUGGGGUUUAUUUGUCUCGACGAGCCGCUCAAAAUUUCAUGAACCUCGAGACGUCGCAAAUUGACCAUUUAUUUGUGCAUGUAAUCAAUCCCAAGGUAUCUCAUUUUUUUUUCUUCUUUCUUCUCCUUCUGACAUGUUCAAUCGCCCAAACGCCUCGCCGUUAUCAUCAUUCCCUCUGUUCCAUGCUUUUGUCCCACUCAAAACUUGGCCACCAAAAAAGUUGGUCCAGUCGUGGAUAAAACGACAUUCGAGCCACUUCCAGCUAUAAGAUGGC